Messenger RNA from Fomitopsis serialis, 1340 nucleotides. RefSeq names its product NIPSNAP-domain-containing protein. Gene Ontology annotation, cellular component: mitochondrion. The coding region runs from base 336 to 1139 and encodes 267 amino acids. The transcript has 9 exons. NCBI's taxonomy places the organism in Eukaryota, Fungi, Basidiomycota, Agaricomycetes, Polyporales, Fomitopsidaceae. The record is from RefSeq and is a predicted model, not a curated record.
GGCUUCUGGAAGGGCGUCGCGCAUUGCGCGAGCAUUGUCCUAACAUGCUCAAUGAUCGACCUCUGCGCGGCCUCCUAACAUGGCGACAAACACGACCAAUGUCGUGUCACCUGACAUGCGGUGUUUAGUCUGCAAUGUGAGGGCCUCGAACAAAGAGCGUGACAUUUCCACUUUUCGUCCAGUGUUAGGGGGCCUUAGUCCGCCGCUUACUAAUCUACACGGUCUUCCAAUGUUAGGCCAAUGUUAGGCGCUGCCACAACCCAGUUUGUCCCCAGUGACUGCUGUCCGCCAUCCUUACAUCCAUCCGCUCCUUUGUUUGCUCUAUCUGCUUCGGUAUGCUUUCCGUACGCAGUGCUCGAGCUCUCAAGCCGCGUAUCGCAACAUCUCAAGCACGGAGAGCCAUUUCCGUCCAGACAAUACUGCAUGGAUCACCCGAGGCGAAGCAGGAGGGCGACGUCCAGGUUCAGCAACAUUCUAAAGUCGUGGCGCGAGGGAAGUACGUGCACGGCUUCGAGGUCCACAAGGUGAAGCCCGACUCCGUCGAGGAUUACAGGAAGGCGGCCGAGCAGUAUUAUUCUGCUAUCAAAGACGACCCGGAGCUACACGUCAAGCUGACAGGUAGCUGGGAGACCGUUGUUGGGGAACAAGACACGUUUGUCCACAUUCUGGAAUACGAAAACUACAGUGGUUAUGACAAGACCACCAAGAAGAUUCGGGACUCUGACUAUAUCAAAGCAUACCGAAAUAUGUUACCUCAUCUCGUCUCCCGUAACUCGCAAUUGAACCAGGAGUUUGCGAUAUUACCGACGGCACCGCCCCAUUCUGAAGGGGGCAUCUUCGAGCUUCGCACCUAUCAAUUGCAGCCGGGAACCUUGCUGCAAUGGGAGCACACCUGGCGCAAAGGGAUCGAGGCCCGCCGACAGUUUGUGGAACCAGUCGGUGCUUGGUUCUCCCAGGUUGGACGCCUUCACCAAGUUCAUCACAUGUGGCAAUAUCCUGACCUUCAGACCCGCAAAGAGACGCGGGAGAAGGCUUGGAAGCUGGAUGGAUGGGCCGAGACUGCAUCGAAGACGGCCGAGUAUUCCAUGCUGAUGGAUUCGAUAAUACUAGAGCCGCUACCGUAUAGCCCCCUGAAAUGAACGCAGUCUAUAGCAUCCGGCAGUCUUCAUUCAACGGAUUUGGAUGGCCAGUUCUGGAUUCAGCCACAGGGUCGCACAGCGGAGGAGUUGGGUAUUGCAAGGGUAUUGCCCGGGAGGAGUGCUUGUAGCGCGUUGAUAUCGUCGGCACCUGGCGUGUAUGUAAAACUUGAGUUACGAAGCUCUGAUUGCUGUUUGAGUACA